GACGUCUAUGAUAAAGUCAGCUACCUAAGCUCGCUGGGAAAAACCCAGAUCGCCGUGGUCCAGCGAGACGCCGACAUCGGCGUGGCCGAGGCCGAGCGAGACGCCGGCAUCCGGGAGGCCGAGUGCAAGAGGGAGAUGCUGGACGUGAAGUUCAUGGCGGACACCAAGGUGGCCGACUCCAAGAGGGCCUUUGAAAUGCAGAAGGCCGCCUUUACUCAGGAGAUCAACAUGAAGCAGGUGCUGAUUGCCCAGGCCGAAGGAGAGAAGAUCCGCAAGAUCGGCGAGGCGGAGGCCCUGGUGAUUGAGGCCAUCGGCAAGGCGGAGGCCGAGAAGAUGAAGCUCAAGGCCGAGGCCUACCAGCAGUACGGGGAGGCAGCCAAGAUGGCGCUGGUGCUGGACGCCCUGCCCCACGUGAGUGCCCGGCCUGGCCUG
Molecule: messenger RNA, 432 nt
Organism: Protobothrops mucrosquamatus (brown spotted pit viper)
Lineage: Eukaryota; Metazoa; Chordata; Lepidosauria; Squamata; Viperidae
Product: flotillin-2-like
Exons: 3
Biological process (GO): protein localization to plasma membrane; regulation of myoblast differentiation
Cellular component (GO): plasma membrane
Source: RefSeq, a predicted model, not a curated record